Lethenteron reissneri (Far Eastern brook lamprey) is the source of this 1635-nucleotide messenger RNA. Its product is annotated as AT-rich interactive domain-containing protein 1B-like. Gene Ontology annotation, cellular component: plasma membrane; cell projection; cytosol. Gene Ontology annotation, molecular function: phosphatidylinositol-3,4,5-trisphosphate 3-phosphatase activity; protein tyrosine phosphatase activity. Lineage: Eukaryota; Metazoa; Chordata; Hyperoartia; Petromyzontiformes; Petromyzontidae. Gene Ontology annotation, biological process: protein dephosphorylation; phosphatidylinositol dephosphorylation; regulation of phosphatidylinositol 3-kinase/protein kinase B signal transduction. The record is from RefSeq and is a predicted model, not a curated record.
AUGGCGUCGACACCUUCGUUGUCCAUCCGUGGAAAGGCCGCCUUUGCCAGUGCCAGGAAGCUUGUGCGCCCCAGCUGUGUGAUGUGGUCGAGCAUGGUGGCAGCGGCAUACAGCAAGCUCGGCCAGCUUCGCGAUAUCAAGGCACAGUUCAGGUAUGGAGAGUGGACAGGAUAUCAAGGCACAGUCCAGGGUGUGACGAUCCCUUCGCAGAGGCGCUACGUCUACUACUACAGCUACCUGGUGACCCACGCGCUGGAGUACCGCUCCACGCCCGUGCUGCUACACAAGAUCACCUUCGAGACAAUCCCCAUGUUCAGCGGAGGCACCUGCAACCCACACCUGGUGGUGUACAAAGAGAAGAUGAAGCUGCUUUCGUUGUCGUGCGUGAGGAGGGAGGACCGCUGUUUGGUCUUCACGCUGCCCCGGGCGUUACUCCUCUGUGAGGACGUCAAGAUGGAGUUCUUCAACAAGCAGAACAUGAUGAUGAAAAAGAUGUUCCACUUCUGGAUCAACACUUUCUUCAUCCAGGAGGGGCUCCCCUCCAGCGGCGGCGUGGGGGGCGGCUACAUCGGUGCCCCCCCCGCUGGCCUCAACGGAGCCCCCCCCGAAGUCGGAGCCGGGGGAGCCGGGGGGGGCACCGCGGCCGCCUCCGCCGUGGGGGGGGCAGCGGGGCCCCCCCCCGGGAUGUCCGGGGGGGGCGUGGGGGGCGCUCCGGCUUGCGUGCAGCUGGAGGUCGGUCCAGGGGGAGUGACGCGUUUCCUGACGCUCACCCUCAACAAGGCCGAGCUGGACAAGGCCAACAAGGACAAGGCCAACAAGUGCUUCUCUCCCAACUUCAAGGUGAAGCUCUACUUCACAGCGGCGAGCGAGGAGCGAGUGGCCGAUGCGGCCGCCGCCGACACGGCCGCCGCCGCCGCUGCAGCAGCAAUGGCCUCCUCCUCCUCCUCUUCGUGGUCGUCCACCUCGUCGCUGGCCAACAGCCCGGGCCCCACGCAGCCUCCUCCCCAGGGGGGCGAGAGGCCUCCCUCCUCCUCCUCCUCCUCCAUCUGCGGAGCGGCCGAUGGCGGCGGCGGCGCUGCGGGGACGAUGGCGUGGAUGGCGGGCGGCGGUGGCGGACACCACCACCACCACCAUCAUCAGCACCUCCACCUUCUUCACCACCACCAGCAACAGCAGCAGCAGCACGGUGGUGGAGCUGCGGUCGGGCCGGGCGGUCGACCCCCGGCCCCGAUUCCCGGUGGUGGCGGUGACUGCUACGGCGUUGGCGGUGGUGGAGUUGGUGGCGGCGUUGGUGCGGGUCUCUGUCCGGCGGACCUGCCGGACGCAGACGCCGAAGACUUCCACUACUCGGACACGUCCGAGUCGGACCCCGAGAUGGACACCAUGGACCCCGAGCAGCAGCAGCAGCAGAUCACCAAGGUGUGACGGCGGAGAGAGAGAGAGAGAGAGAGACACGGCACGCGGGGUGGGGCGGUGAUGAUGAUGAUGAUGGAGGUGGAGACAUGGGGAGGAGGAGUAGGAGAUGGAGGAGGUGGAGACAUGGGGAGGAUGAGGAGGAGAUGGAGGAGGAGAUAAUGGAGGAGAUAAUGGAGGAGGAUGAGAUGAGGAGGAGGUGGAGACACGGGGAGGAUGAGG